Molecule: messenger RNA, 1012 nt
Organism: Setaria italica (foxtail millet)
Lineage: Eukaryota; Viridiplantae; Streptophyta; Magnoliopsida; Poales; Poaceae
Exons: 1
Coding region: 304-792 (162 amino acids)
Source: RefSeq, a predicted model, not a curated record
AGCCUCUCCGUGACAAGUACAGCCAGCCUCUUCAAUGAAGGAUUGGUCAAUUCUAUCAUUCUCACCAAAUUUACUAAGCAUUCUUGAGCAGAAGAAGCAUUUCUAUGCUUAGUCAAAUGUUGCCCAGCUUAAACACCAAUUCAUCACGACCCAAACCAACAAGUUGAGAUCACAAGAAUAUGCAGACCGAUCCAUCCAAUAGGAAGCUACAAAGCCACAGGCCUUGCCCAAGGACAAGUACGCAGAGCCGCCAGCUAGGAAUUCAUAAAGGAGGAGCCGUUCAACCCAAGAGCCUCCUCCUCCAUGGCCGCCACCACCUACCCCCUCCUGCUGCUGCUGCUCCUCGCGGCCACGGCCGUCGCGGCCAAGGCGGCGGCGGCCGCCGCUGCCGGCACCGGCGGCAACGGGACGACGCCGACGGCGUACGAGAUGCUGGAGCGGUACAACUUCCCGCGGGGCAUCCUGCCGGCGGGCGUGCAGGGGUACGCGCUCCACCCGGACGGCACCUUCGAGGUGUACUUCCCGCGGCCGUGCGAGUUCCUGCUGGCGAGGCGGUGGCUGGUCCGCUACGAGGCGCGUGUCUCCGGCUCGGUGGCCGCCGGCUCGCUUACGGCGCUGCAGGGGAUCAGCGUCAAGGUGGUGUUCCUCUGGCUCGGCGUCGGCGAGGUCGACCGCGCCGGCGAUAACCUCAGCUUCUACAUCGGACCCGUCGCCACCUCGUUCCCGCUCCGCGACUUCGCCGAGAGCCCGCGCUGCCGCGGCUACGACGUCGCCGGCGCGGCCUCCUCGUGAUGCGUGACGCGCCGGCGAUUAUUCUUAGCGAUUGGUAUUUGUAUCUGCCUUGAUGAUUCAGCUGGCUAUAUAGCUCUCGAUUGAGUACGAGCCCGGCUAUUAGCUCUUCCUCCCUCUCUGUUUUUCUUCUUCUGGUUAUUAUUGUAUACGGGGAACUGGAGUAAGUUAUUUGGUAAUCUCCUUGUUCUUGAUGCAGCUUCACCAUGCGUCUUCUGAUCAA